UGUUUUGUUUGGUUGCUGUUAGCAGCAAGAUGGCGGCUCCCAUACCGGCGCACAGACCCACUGCUCUGCAUAUUUAACACCAGCUUCCAGCCUUCACACUGCUCUCGUGCGUUGAUGCAUAGACGGGCCGUGCAGCGCAAUCGCCCAUAGCAAGAAAUGCAUUUUUGUUGUUUCUGAUUCCUUCUAGACUGAUGCACUACCGGCGGAUUUUUACCGACCCUGCAGAACAGUCACUGGGCUAAAAUGGCGGCUUCCUGGGGCUGUCCCUGCAGUCUGUGCUAAGCUAAUAUCUUUCUUCACCCUCACAGAAGAUCACCCUUAAGUGUCACUGGAGGGAUUUCUAAUGAUAAUAAAGCUACUGAAUGUGAUGGUUGGCUGCACAUUAGUCAUUGCAUGUAAAAGGAGUACAUUUAAAUCCCGUUUGGAACGGCUAGCUACACAGCCAGCUCCUUACAAAUUAGCCUGCUACUAGCCUCCGGAAAUAGUUAGCAGGCUAAGGCUAACUCUGAGUCGCUGUCAAUAAGCCAAAUACCAGUUUUAACUUAAACCCAAUUUCGACUGCUGGCUGAAUUUGGAUUUUUCUCCCUCGCCGAGGACUCCGAAGCGUGGAUUCUGACAGCAGCGUCAUGGCCACCGAACCAGCUGUUCUGCAGCCGCGGUGGAAGCGGGUCGUGGGCUGGACUGGGCCGGUCCCCCGGCCACGGCACGGACACCGAGCUGUGGCCAUCAAGGAGCUGAUGGUGGUAUUUGGUGGAGGGAAUGAAGGGAUCGUGGAUGAGCUUCACGUCUAUAACACAGCCACCAACCAGUGGUUCAUCCCAGCCGUUCGUGGUGACGUCCCGCCAGGCUGCGCCGCAUAUGGAUUUGUGUGUGAUGGGACACGACUGCUGGUGUUUGGAGGGAUGGUGGAAUACGGCAAAUACAGCAACGACCUGUAUGAGCUGCAGGCGAGUCGCUGGGAGUGGAAGCGUCUGAAGGCCAAGGCACCAAAGAAUGGGCCGCCCCCCUGCCCCCGCCUUGGACACAGCUUCUCUCUGAUUGGCAGCCGCUGCUACCUAUUUGGCGGACUGGCCAAUGACAGUGAAGACCCCAAAAACAACAUCCCCAGGUACCUGAAUGACCUGUACUGCCUGGAGUUGCGGCCUGGCUCCAGUGUGGUGGGCUGGGACAUUCCCUCAACAUCAGGUCCGCCGCCGCCACCCAGAGAGAGUCACACUGCCGUGGUAACGAGCGGCCGCAGCGGAAACCGACUGAUCAUCUACGGAGGCAUGAGCGGCUGCAGACUGGGAGACCUGUGGGUGCUAGAUAUCGAUUCUCUGACAUGGAACAAACCCUCCAUCAUUGGGACCGCCCCCCUCCCCCGCAGCCUGCACUCUGCCACCACCAUCAACAACAAGAUGUAUGUGUUUGGCGGUUGGGUUCCUCUGGUGAUGGAUGACGUCAAAGUAGCGACACAUGAGAAGGAGUGGAAGUGCACCAACACACUGGCCUGCCUCAACCUGGACUCCAUGUGUUGGGAGACAGUUCUCAUGGACAGUCUGGAGGAAAACGUCCCCAGAGCUCGAGCGGGUCACUGCAGCGUCGCCAUCAACUCCAGACUGUACAUCUGGAGCGGCAGGGACGGAUACAGGAAGGCCUGGAACAACCAGGUCUGCUGCAAGGACCUGUGGUACCUGGAGACAGAGCGUCCCAGUGCUCCGUCCCGGGUCCAGCUGGUCCGAGCCAACACCACGUCUCUGGAGGUGAGCUGGGGUCCUUCGCAGACCGCCGACACCUACGUCCUGCAGCUGCAGAAGUACGACAUUCCGGCCACACCCGCUACCGCCUCACCCGCCGCCGCCUCCAGCCCCGUCCCCACCGCCACGCCCAGCGCCAGCUCACCAAAGAGCCCUGCACCCGUUGCCGCAGCAACAGUCAACCAGGCCAUUCCACUGUCUGGCAUCACACUAGUGCCCUCACCCACACCCUCGGUGCCUGGAAACCCAUUGGCUGCUGCCGCUAAAGGACCAGCUGUCCUGAAGGUGGCAGCAGCUCCCAGUGCCACUAGCGGAGCCUCCAUUGUCACAGUGCGUCAGGCUGCGCCAAAAUCCCCGGUUGCCGUGACGACGCUUCCAGCAGGUGUUCGUAUGGUGGUACCUGCUCAGUCCAGUCAGGCAACGCCAAUCGGAAGCAGCCCUCAGAUGAGCGGCAUGGCAGCUCUGGCAGCAGCGGCUGCAGCCACACAGAAGAUCCCACCUUCCACAGCGACAGUGCUGAACGUGCCGGCAGGAGCGACCAUUGUGAAGACAGUGGCGGUCAGUCCAGGAUCCAGCACGCUGCCCGUCAAAGUGGUGAGUAACCCGGCCACACGCAUGUUAAAGACCGCAGCUGCUCAGGUGGGCGGGGCCUCUGUCGUCUCCACCCCUGGAACCCCCAGCCGACCAAUCAUCACCGUCCACAAGUCAGGCACGGUGACUGUUUCCCAGCAGGCUCAGGUGGUCACUACGGUGGUGGGCGGAGUCACUAAGACCAUCACACUUGUCAACAGCCCACUGGGUGUGGGAGGAGGCGGAGCUCUGAUUGGUAACCUUGGUAACCUGGGGAAGGUGGUGUCGGUGGUCCAGACUAAACCAGUUCAGAGUGGAGCAAUUACUGGUCAGGCUGGGACCAACCCGGUCACCCAGAUCCUCCAGACAAAGGGCGCUCUUCCAGCAGGAACCAUCCUGAAGCUGGUGACCACAGCAGAUGGGAAACAGACCACCAUCCUCAGCACAGCACAGGCCGGCUCCACAGGAAACAAGCCCACCAUCCUGGGCGUCGCCCCGGCAACCUCUAAACCCGGAACCACCAUUAUCAAAACCAUCCCCAUGUCUGCGCUGCAGGGCGGAGCAGGUGGAAACAGUCCAAUCACCAUCCUCACAACCAAAGUGGUGACUCCAGGAACUGCCGGUAAAAUCAUCACCACCGUCCCCAAGAUCACUGCAGGCGGCCAGCAGGGGCUCACACAGGUGGUGUUGAAAGGAGCCCCAGGGACCCCCGGUACCAUCCUGCGGACUGUCCCAAUGAGCGGGGUCAGACUAGUGUCACCAGGAGGUGUCGGUGCCAAACCCACUGUCACCACGCUGGUCGUCAAGGGAACCACAGGCGUCUCCAGUCUGGGGACGGUGACAGGAAGUGUCUCGACCACGGUGGCAGGAGGAGCCGUCGCCACAGCCAACGCCUCUCUGGCAACGCCCAUCACUACUUUGGCAACCAUUGCAACGUUAGCCAGCCAGGUCACCACGGCAACGGCAGCAGCUAGCGGACCCAAGCAGGUGACUCUCAUCACGACCCCCAGCGGUGCUGAGGCUCAGCCACUGGUCCAGGAUCUGCCCGUCUCCAUCAUGGCUUCACCUACUUCAGAAGACCCUGGAAGUACUACGAGCACAACAGUAACUACGACUGCAGUGGGAGAGACUGGAGACGGUGCAGCUUCCACAGUGACACUGGUGUGCUCCAACCCGCCCUGCGAAACCCACGACACGGGGACGACCAACACCGCCACCGUCGCCACGGCAACCAUCGGGGGCACCGAGAGAGUGUGUUCAAAUCCGCCCUGUGAGACGCACGACACGGGGACGACCAACACCGCCACCGUCGCCACGGCAACCAUCAGGGGCACGGAGAGAGUGUGUUCAAAUCCGCCCUGUGAGAUGCACGACACGGGGACGACCAACACCGCCACCGUCGCAUCCUCCAGCAUGGGCCGUGUGCUGCAGAUAUCCUCUAACCAGUCCGGUCCAGUUCCUCCAGCUGCAGUGACUGGGACCAGUUCAGUACCUGGUGUCCUCCGACCCCACAGUGACCCCGCCUCCUCCACGCUCAACGGUGGAACCACCUGCUCUAACCCGCCGUGUGAAACUCAUGAGACUGGAACUACCAACACCACGACCACAGCUGGAGCCGGGGGAGUCCGACAGGUGUGUUCUAACCCACCGUGUGAAACCCACGAGACCGGAACCACCAACACCGCCACCACAGCCGGAGCCGGGGGAGUCCAACAGGUGUGUUCUAACCCACCGUGUGAAACCCACGAGACCGGAACCACCAACACCGCCACCACAGCCGGAGCCGGGGGAGUCCGACAGGUGUGCUCUAACCCGCCGUGUGAAACGCAUGAAACUGGAACCACCAACACCGCCACCACGGCAACAGCCCAGCAGAGUGGAGACGGUGUGCAGGGAGACUCCACAGACGCCUCCUCCUCUGACCCCGCCUCCUCAUCCACCACAGCCAGUCAGAGCAGGGCUGUUACCACAGUAACACAGGCCACACCCACCCCUGGCCCAUCGAUACCAGAGAUCUCGUCAUUGGUUGGAGAGGACAGGGCGGAGUCUUCUGAAGCUGAGGCUGUCGCCAUGGUGACAGCAGAGCAGGGGGAGGAGCAGAUGCAGACAGACCAAUCAGAGGACGUGAUGUCCUCAGCAGCGACGGUGUUACAGGUUCAUGUGGAGGCGGGCGAGGCGGCACAGAUGCACUCCACAGACAGCGGCCUCCCUCAGGAGCUGAUGUCAACGGAAGGCGAUGGUGGUGAGGUGGACUCUGGGACGACGACACUGAUGGUGACGAGAGGGCUGACCCCUGAUCAGCUGGCGGUUACCACGGCAACAGAGGAUGCUGCUCAGCAAGUGACGAUACAGGCAGUACUGCGGGCUGCCGGACAACUCGGUGACGCAGAGGGUUCGGUGGAUCAGUCCAUCCCCAUCGUCCUGACCCAGCAGGAGCUCGCUGCCCUCGUCCAGCAGCAGCAGCAGCUACAGGACGUCCACAACCAACCAGAACCCGAACCUGAACCGGAACCAGCAGAACCCCAGCACAGUGCUAUGCCAACAGAGGGCCUUGCUCCAGCCGACAGCCUCAACGACCCAGCAGCAGAGAGCAACGGACACGAGCUGACAGCAUCCGCUGUAACGAGCGCCGUGGCCCGAUUGGCCAGCACGUUUGGCCCCACCCCUCCACUGACAGCAAGUCCAGCAAAGAUGCAGGCAGCGGCCGCGCUAGCUGAAGUGGCAAACGGCAUCGCCACGGCAACCACGGGAGCGACGGCGGUGAAGGCGGCAGCGGCAAAGGAGAGUCAGUGGUACGACGUCGGGAUCGUCAAGGUUACCAACAUGGUGGUGACGCACUACUACGUCCCAUAUGAUGACAACGUAGUUGACGACGACUCUGGCGUGAUGCCGGACUACAGCCAGAUGAAGAAGGUGGAGCUGCAGCCGGGAACCGCCUACAAGUUCAGGGUGGCGGGGAUCAACAUCUGCGGCCGCGGCGCCUUCUCGGAGGUGUCGGCCUUUAAGACGUGUCUACCUGGUUUCCCUGGAGCCCCUUGUGCCAUCAAGAUCAGCAAGAACCUGGACGGCGCUCAGUUGACCUGGGAACCGCCCGCCGUCACGUCGGGAAAGAUCACGGAGUACUCUGUGUACCUGGCCAUCCAGUCCAGCCAGGCCUCAGGGUCAGGGUCUGGUCCGGCCCAGCUGGCCUUCAUGAGGGUCUACUGUGGCCCAAGCCCGUCCUGCCUAGUCCAGUCCACCAGCCUGGCCAACGCCCACAUCGACUACACCACCAAACCCGCCAUCAUCUUCCGCAUCGCCGCUCGGAACCAGAAAGGAUACGGACCGGCCACACAGGUCCGGUGGCUGCAAGAAACCAGUAAAGACGCCAAACCACCAGUGAAGAGACCGGGAGCCUCUCCUGAUUUUAAACCCACCGGGCCAAAGAAGUUCCGAGCCGACCAGUAGGAGGCGACGCCGCGUCUUCUGCGACUGUGAUCGACUAGGUGUGGUUACCGUGACGACAAGGACAGUUUCCCCCGUCUCCCGGGAAACAAAAAACAAAGACUUGUAGAAUAUUUGUACAUUAUCGACCAAUCAGAACUUUCUUCUGUGUUCUCUGCUGGUUGUCGUGGAGACAGUGGAGGAGGGCGGAGUCGGCUGCAUUUCGAAUGAAAAUAAUAAAGUUUUGAGUUUAUGAGUUUAUUA
Sphaeramia orbicularis (orbiculate cardinalfish) is the source of this 5993-nucleotide messenger RNA. Its product is annotated as host cell factor 1-like. Gene Ontology annotation, cellular component: histone methyltransferase complex. Lineage: Eukaryota; Metazoa; Chordata; Actinopteri; Kurtiformes; Apogonidae. Gene Ontology annotation, molecular function: transcription coactivator activity; protein binding. The record is from RefSeq and is a predicted model, not a curated record. The transcript is spliced from 32 exons. Bases 627 to 5753 code for a protein of 1708 amino acids. Gene Ontology annotation, biological process: regulation of DNA-templated transcription; chromatin remodeling.